Molecule: messenger RNA, 4381 nt
Organism: Hippopotamus amphibius kiboko
Lineage: Eukaryota; Metazoa; Chordata; Mammalia; Artiodactyla; Hippopotamidae
Gene: NADSYN1
Product: NAD synthetase 1
Exons: 17
Coding region: 2460-4196 (578 amino acids)
Biological process (GO): NAD+ biosynthetic process
Cellular component (GO): cytoplasm
Molecular function (GO): NAD+ synthase (glutamine-hydrolyzing) activity; ATP binding; glutaminase activity
Source: RefSeq, a predicted model, not a curated record
AGGAAGAUCCUGCUUAUUAGACCCAAGAUGGCCCUAGCGAACGAAGGCAACUACCGCGAGCUGCGCUGGUUUACCCCGUGGUCCAGGAGCCGGUCAUGAGGCAUCUGAUUUUCAUCCAAAGAGAGAUUACUGUGAUCAGCUUCCGAAACAAGCUUCCCUCUUCCCACUGGUAAUCACUAGUUUGUUCUCUACACCUGUAAGUCUGUUUCUUUUUUCUUAUAUUUACUCGUUUGUUUUAUUUUUUAGGUUCCACAUAUAAAUGAUAAGUAGUGUCUGUCUUUCUCUGUCUGACUUAUUUCACUAAGCAUAAUGCCCUCCAAGUCCGUAUACAAAUGAUGCAAAUGGCAAAAUUUCUUUUUUUUUUUGUGGCUGAGUAGUAUUCCAUUGUGUAUAUAUAUCACAUCUUCUUUAUCCAUUCAUCUGUCGAUGGACACAGGUUGCUUCCACAUCUUGGCUAUUUAUUGUAAAUGUGCUGCUUAUGAACAUUGGGGUGCAUGUAGUUUUUCAGAUUAGUAUCUAUGUGUUUUUCAAAAAUAUGCCCAGGAAUGGGAUUGCUGGAUCAUAUGGUAGCUCUGUUUUUAGUUUUUUGAGAAACUUCCCUACUGUUUUCCACAGUGGCUGCACCAAUUUACAUUCCCACCAACAGCGCCCAAGGGUUACCUGUCUCUUCUGUUCCUUGAUGCACCUGAUAUGUCUUCAUAUCUUCAAAUGUUUUAAUUUUUCAAAUUAUUUUCAUAGUUUCAAGCUCACUUUUUAUCUUCUAUUGUCUGAUUAUCUUUGCAAUCUUGCAUUGGUUUCUAUUGUCUCUAAUUCUUUGCCAGUAUAGACCUCUAGUUCACUUUUUUUUUCUCCGUUUCUAAUGUUGAAUCCUUUCAGACCAUCACUCAUUCAGUGAUCACUCACCCCCUGUAGAAGGGGUGGCAGUGGAUAUUGAGCUGGAACCAGAAACUUUCGUUUUGGUACGGUUAAGAAAAAGAAAAUACAGAAUUUUUAUCCUCUGGGAGUUGUGCCAAAAUGGUGACAAUAAAAUGUUUAUGUCAUUGUGUCCCUGCUUUAGUAAUGUGGCCAUCACAGCUUCAAGAUGCUAUUUCAGGUUUUUGUAGGAAAACAGAAAAAAGACUCAGUUCUUGACAGCAGAGAAUUUAAGAAUCUACUCAUUUUCAUUAGGUUCUUCGGUGGACGCCCCAAAUCUGAGCAUGGUAAGAUGGGUGUCACGGGGGCUCUUAUAGCUCCCAGCGGGGGCAGAAAAGACUCGACAUGAGCAUGGCCAGAAGUGGUUUCUUGGCAGGAACAUGCUGCUAGGGUUUCUCCAUAGGAUGCUUGCUGGGGAGGAAGGACAUCCCAUCAGAGCAGCUGUGCAGAGCAGGAGACGUUCAGGUGUGGGGGCAGCUGGAAAGAUGGGUUGGGCCAGCAUGAAGCCAGCUUGGAACGACUCACUGCCGAUUGGGGUGGGGGGGAUUAUUGUUGAUACUUUGGCUCUUUAGUGAACUGUGCAGGCCUCACAAGCCAUCCGCUAGGUGCAGGUUGGCUGUGAAGCAGAGGGUGGGAGGAGCAAAGGUGAACUUGCAUCGUCCCCUGGUGGGUUUGCCCGCAUCUGGUCCUGAAUGGGUCUUCGUGUGGAUAGAAGAGGGGAGGUGAGAAUGAAGGGGGAAACGUUGGGGCAGCUCUUGCCUUUAAAAAGAAUUGUGAUGCAGCAACUUGGCCAUCAACAAACCCACCGAUGGUGAACUGAGGGCUCAUUAUGGGAUGCCAAGGCAACUCGAGGGUCAGAGGCGGCUUCUACUUCAUUACUGAGGGAGAAACAGCAUCGUCCUCUCAACUUCUCUCUGCUUUUAAAAUUUACUUAAAUAAAAGCCCCUAAAAUCAUCCCAGAAGGCUCUUGUAAAUUCUAAGAAAGCAGAAAGAAAUCUAGAUAAUUAAAUGUCUUAAUGGUGCAUCUGGUAACAGCCUAUUUGAGAUCAGGUUUGGAAACCAUCUAUUGUUUGAAUUCUACCUUUUAGUGUAGCCCUUGGGAUGCCUUGUACUACAGUUGUGUAUUAAGCUCUGUGUCCAUCUCGUACAAUUUGGAACAUUAUUUUAUUAGUUAAGUGAUGAUACAGGUUGGUCGCUGUAUGUUGAGUUCAUGGUGUGAUCGUUUUGAUCCAGGAACUUUGAUCAGGAAUUCCACCUGGAUUUCUCCAUAGAGAAAUGUGACUACUUUUCAAAUAAGCCCCGUGACAUGCGUCUCAGAUGCUGUGCUGGAAAGCGUGGGGAAGUGGGGCCAGUGACAGGAGAGCACCACGCAUCUCGCUGUCAUGUGGCCUGGGAGCCCCAGCGAGUCGCCUUGUACUUUCCUUUUCACCUUAAAUUGUGAACACUUGACAGUUCCUUUGCCAACUCAUCGGUUCUGAGCUCUCGGUUGGAGUUUUGCUCUAUGUUCGGCUGCCAUUCUGCCUCUUUCCCGAGAUGGUCCUCCUCAGAUGUGUGGUGGUUUCCUUUCCAGGCAAACAGAGGAGUAUUUUCUCCCACGGAUGAUACAGGACCUGACAAAGCAGGAAACUGUGCCCUUCGGGGAUGCUGUCCUGUCCACCCGGGACACCUGCAUCGGGAGUGAGGUCUGCGAGGAACUCUGGACGCCCCACAGCCCGCACGUGGACAUGGGCCUGGACGGCGUGGAGAUCUUCACCAACGCCUCGGGCAGCCACCAUGUGCUGCGCAAAGCCCAUGCCAGGGUGGACCUGGUGACCAUGGCCACCACCAAGAAUGGCGGGAUUUACUUGCUGGCCAAUCAGAAGGGCUGUGAUGGGGACCGGCUGUACUAUGACGGCUGUGCCCUGAUAGCCAUGAACGGCAGCAUCUUCGCCCAGGGAUCCCAGUUCUCGCUGGAUGACGUGGAAGUCCUCACCGCCACGUUGGAUUUGGAGGACAUCAGAAGCUACAGGGCAGAGAUUUCAUCUCGAAACCUGGCGGCCAGCAGGGUGAGCCCCUACCCCCGUGUGAAGGUGGACUUCUCCCUCUCCUGCCGCGAGGAUCUGCUAGAGCCCCUGUCUGAGCCCAUCGAAUGGAAAUACCACAGUCCCGCCGAGGAGAUCAGCCUCGGACCUGCGUGCUGGCUCUGGGAUUUUUUAAGACGUAGCCAACAGGCGGGGUUCUUCCUGCCCCUGAGCGGCGGGGUGGACAGCGCGGCCACCGCCUGCCUCGUCUACUCCAUGUGCCACCAGGUCUGCAAGGCUGUGCAGCACGGAAAUCAGGAAGUGCUGGCUGACGUCCGGACCAUCGUGAACCAGACCAGCUACACCCCGCGGGACCCCCGGGAGCUCUGUGGCCGCCUCCUGACCACCAGCUAUAUGGCCAGUGAGAACUCCUCCCGGGAGACGUGCGACAGGGCCAGAGAGCUGGCGCAGCAGAUGGGCAGCCAUCACAUCCGUCUCAACAUCGACCCAGCCGUGAAGGCCGUCGUGGGCAUCUUCAGCCUGGUGACGGGGAGAAACCCUGCAUUUGCGGUUCGUGGGGGAAGCAGCCGGGAGAACCUGGCUCUGCAGAACGUGCAGGCGCGGGUGAGGAUGGUCAUCGCCUACCUCUUCGCUCAGCUGAGCCUCUGGUCCCGCGGCGCCCCGGGCGGGCUUCUCGUGCUCGGAUCCGCCAACGUGGAUGAGAGCCUCCUCGGCUACCUGACCAAGUACGACUGCUCCAGCGCAGACAUCAACCCCAUCGGUGGGAUCAGCAAGACGGACCUGAGAGCCUUCGUCCAGCUCUGCGUGGAGCGCUUCCAGCUUCCCGCCCUGCAAAGCAUCCUGGAAGCGCCGGCCACUGCCGAGCUGGAGCCUUUGGCCCACGGACGGGUGUCCCAGACAGACGAGGAGGACAUGGGGAUGACGUACGCAGAGCUGUCAGUCUAUGGGAGGCUCCGGAAGAUCGCCAAGACCGGGCCCUACAGCAUGUUCUGCAAACUCCUCAACAUGUGGAAGGACACCUGUACCCCCCGACAGGUGGCCGACAAAGUGAAGCGGUUCUUCUCGAAGUAUUCCGUGAACAGACACAAAAUGACCACGCUGACCCCCGCGUACCAUGCCGAGAGCUACAGCCCGGACGACAACAGGUUCGAUCUGCGGCCAUUUCUGUACAACACCCGCUGGCCUUGGCAGUUCCGCUGCAUAGAAAACCAGGUUCUCCAGCUGGAGAGGAGACAGCGGCAGGACCUGGACGGCGUGGACUGAGGCUAGGUCCUGCGCGGCGGGCGGGCGCCCCUCCUGGGAGGAUGUGCACGUGCUCUGUCUGCCUUGCUGCUUGCCGUGAGCGGGAGCGGCUGGCGUGUCAGCAAGCCCCGUCUGACAUGUUUCAAGGAGAGGGAUGUUUUCCAUGUAGCUUGUUUAAAAAAGGCUGAAAUAAAAAGGAUGCGAUU